Molecule: messenger RNA, 1834 nt
Organism: Pecten maximus
Lineage: Eukaryota; Metazoa; Mollusca; Bivalvia; Pectinida; Pectinidae
Exons: 5
Coding region: 353-928 (191 amino acids)
Source: RefSeq, a predicted model, not a curated record
CUGAUAUGUACGGUAAUAUCCAUAUGAGUGUCUACCUGUAUGAGGAAUAUCGAUCCAUUAUAUCAAGCACUGCCGUCGUACUAACCCUAGAUCUUCGUCGCAAUCAUGAAUAUGGCCGUCUGUUUGUGGAAAUGUCGAUGGCGGAUGAAUCAGGACAGUCAUUCCUCAUGUGUGAACUUGGAAACAUUCAAACAGGAAGGAACGUUUUUGGCAAAUUCACCGCAAAUCUUACGAGGAGUAUUAUCCGAAUUUCAUUGUCCUGACAGAAAUUAUUAAUCUUGACGACGUCAAUCCAAAUGAUUUGUUUUACCACUACAGUCUUAAUGGAUCCAACUACCAUCGCGAGGCUUUAAUGUGGGAGAAUGACAGUAAUGUUUACUUGUUCGAGGCACCAAAGAUUAUCGGCUACUUUUACUUUUCCACACCUCCCUGUUCUGUGAUUUGUAAUAUCACAUCUAUAUGGCUGCCACUUAAAGAUUAUAUCACAGUAGUUAAAGAUAUCAACAACGUCAUAUUGAGGACAGUACCAUCUUCGUUGGACGGUGACGUCAACACAUGUAUUGAUCUGCCUGUCCCGGGUGGUUCACCGUCAAUGUUUUGGAUGAGGAUAAACAAACUAAGCCUGUUUGGUGUGACGUCAGAUAAAUUGAUAGUACACAUCGUUGGAGGAGGUAUUGCGUGUCAACUUGCCGGAUUAAAAAGUAUCCAAGUGGGAACCUCUGGACCUACCGAUGAUAAUCAGUGCAGUAUCAACACCGAUAUAGUAUUUUGCAAGAACGUGUCACACACCACAAAUGGUACCAUGACCCACUGUGAUCUUAAAUGUGAAUGUCUAGAUUUACUGCAAUGUUCGAAUGUUCAUAUCAUCAUGCGGAGUACAAACAAAGAUCAUUGGAAGUUAUGUGAACUCACUAUAGAAGAUGUAUAAAAUCUGAUAUGUAGACAGGCGAUGUUGAUGAGAUCCGAUGGGAAUCAAAGAUGUCCGGAAAGGAUCGUCAUUUAAAGAGCAGCUCUUUUUCCGUCGUAGAGCCAUGGAUUAUCUAUUUAAUAUAAACUAUAUUAUAUACUAUAAUAUGAAUUUAUGAAGCUGUGCCAUCUUGUGGUGACAUGAAAACUCUAUACCUUGGUUGUAAAACAGCUGGUACUUAUGUUUCAAUAUUGUGGCAAAACCACCGUACUCGUCGUUGCCUUACCAACUGAUCUAUGAUUGCAAAUGUGACAAAGUGACAGUUGAAGUUUUAUUUGUAGCUUAGUGUUUUCGUAAAACUGUAUUCAUACCUGGUAUAGAUAGCUGGUUUUGCGCAUAAUUCAAUUCAAACAUAACAAAUGAAUAUAAAGGACCACUGAAAACUACAAUAUGCAGUACAGACAAAAAGACAUGUUAACAAUGAGACGUCGUCGGAAUGUACAAGUUUCAACAAUGUACAAAAAUGCAUACUUUACCAUGGUUUUAUACUGAGCAAAGGAAUGUUUCGCAACAUUACCCAGCUUUUGCUCUACCUUUUUUAUGUAAGUGUUCAAGCUUUUGACUAUUAAUAGAACAUGUUUCACCUUUUGUAUUGUGUAACAACGCCGGGAAAUCGGUCAGUGUAUUAAUACGCGAAACUGCGAGUCCUAGUGAUUCUAUCGAAAAAUAAAGUUCGGUUUAGUUUAAACAUAUUUUAUUGACAUAAAAUGACAAAGGGAUUGGUCGGUAAGUUUUGCCAACUUAUUGAUGACCUUUCCCGCAUAAAUGACAUAUGAUAAUAUACAGUGGUCACAUGAUGAUAUGUACAAAUAUUCAACAAUAUGAUAAACAAAAGAUGAUUUAUGAAUUGUCUUUCUUAAAAAAUAA